Molecule: messenger RNA, 1448 nt
Organism: Malania oleifera
Lineage: Eukaryota; Viridiplantae; Streptophyta; Magnoliopsida; Santalales; Ximeniaceae
Product: probable protein kinase At2g41970
Exons: 8
Coding region: 194-1288 (364 amino acids)
Biological process (GO): protein phosphorylation
Molecular function (GO): protein tyrosine kinase activity; ATP binding
Source: RefSeq, a predicted model, not a curated record
AACCAAAAACCAAAUCGUUUUCUUCCUCCUCCAUAAGAACUCUCCCCAUUCCUCUCGGAGAUUUCCCAUCUCUUCUCCCCUUCUUGGGUCCUUCAGAUCGCAGGCUCUUUGGAAUUUUCUUGUACUAAUUACAUUGGAGAGCUUUUGCUGUUGAUGGGUUGUUGAGAUUUUUGCAAAGCCUACGGCCUGAGCUAUGUUUUGCUGCGGAGGUGCGGAGGAGGAAAAUAAUGGCCCGCCUGCCAACCAAAAUACAGCUCCGCCAAGAGGGGGAAAUCCAUACGGUGGUACUGAGAGAGGAGAUCAUAGGAGUCCCAACGCAGUGAGAAGCGGAGCUCCACAGAAGGUCUUACCUAUAGAAACUCCAGUUUUGUCCCUGGACGAGUUAAAUAGAUUGACUGGUCACUUUGGCUCGAAAGCAUUGAUUGGAGAAGGUUCUUAUGGCCGGGUUUUCUAUGCGAAGUUAAGCAAUGGCCAGGCUGCAGCGAUAAAGAAGCUCGACACUGGUUCUUCGCAAGAACCUGACUCAGAUUUUGCAGCUCAGUUGUCAAUAGUUUCAAGACUUAAGCAUGAGCACUUUUUGGAGUUGAUGGGAUACUGUUUGGAAGCAAAUAACCGAAUCUUGGUAUAUCAGUAUGCAGCAAUGGGCUCACUACAUGAUAUUUUGCAUGGAAGGAAAGGUGUACAAGGGGCUGAACCAGGUCCAGUUCUGAAUUGGAACCAGAGAGUUAAAAUUGCUCAUGGUGCAGCAAAAGGCCUAGAGUAUUUACACGAAAAGGUUAACCCUCCCAUUGUUCAUCGCGACGUGAGAUCAAGCAAUGUCUUACUGUUCGAUGAUUUUAUGUCCAAAAUCGCUGAUUUCAACUUGUCGAGUCAGUCUUCCGACACAGCAGCUCGACUGCAUUCAACUAGAGUACUGGGAACAUUUGGCUAUCAUGCACCAGAGUAUGCCAUGACAGGGCAGAUAACUCAGAAAAGUGAUGUUUACAGCUUUGGAGUUGUUCUUCUGGAGCUUUUGACAGGGAGGAAGCCAGUAGAUCAUACAAUGCCUAAAGGGCAACAAAGUCUUGUCACUUGGGCAACUCCAAGAUUGAGCGAGGACAAAGUAAAGCAGUGUGUUGAUCCCAAGCUAAACAGUGACUAUCCCCCGAAGGCUGUUGCCAAGCUGGCAGCAGUAGCAGCAUUGUGUGUUCAAUAUGAGGCAGACUUUAGGCCAAAUAUGACAAUUGUGGUCAAGGCAAUCCAGCCACUUCUUAGCUCAAGACCAGCAGGAGCAGACCCUCAUGCAUAGUAAUAGAAAAAAGUGUAUUUUAAUUUUAACUCUUUUUAAGAUUAGCAGGUUCAGAGUCUUUGUAUUAAUCUUUAUCUCUUUCUACACUCUCUUCUCUGUAGUGUUGCUCUCUGUACUCUGCUCUUGCUAAGUAUUUAACGCAAUGAAAUGUGAUUUAGUA